Molecule: messenger RNA, 1160 nt
Organism: Limulus polyphemus (Atlantic horseshoe crab)
Lineage: Eukaryota; Metazoa; Arthropoda; Merostomata; Xiphosura; Limulidae
Product: neuronal membrane glycoprotein M6-a-like
Exons: 6
Biological process (GO): neuron projection development
Cellular component (GO): plasma membrane
Source: RefSeq, a predicted model, not a curated record
AAUGCAGGUGUAUGGUCUUGAAAAUAAAUCUAAUUUGUUUGGCGCCAGGAACUCUUUCGUCAUGAACCGCUGCAGUAUAGAUGCAGUAAAAUCCACCAUUCUCAGAAAUCGACCUGCAUACACUCCAACUGUCAAUAGCUUGCGUUUCAGGUUGAAACAGCUGUGAAAGUUUUUAAAGGUUCUUCACAGCAGAAAAUUUUAUGUACUAUCAAGAACCAAGACAAUAUUAUAGUGUAUUUUUCGAACAGGCAGAAAUUAGCAUCCACAAAAAAAACACACAUCCAAGUUUCAGUUUUGUUUUGCAUACGAGGCUGUAGAGUUCCAGCUAAUCUGUGGUAGUUAAAAGUCUGUCUGUUUGAUCUUCGAUAACUGUGUGAUCAAAUCACAGACCUUUAGACGUAAGACGUUCUUGACUUAGUCGGUAUCGACAUCAUCAUACACGAGGACCGCAUAUCCUUUGAUCCCCAAAAUGGUGGUAAUGAACUACCGGAACGGGUACUUUGGUUGUUGUGGUGGAUGUUUACGAUGUAUGUCCAGGAUCCCUUAUGCCACUCUGAUUGCUACAGUAAUGUGUGUUGCAGGCUCAGGGCUCUUUUUAGGGUCUAUGUACAGAGGAGCAGCAUUAACUUUAAAAAUAUUUGAAGAUUUGUUUCACAUCAGAUUUCAUGGUACAAGUGGUGAUCUCAGAUUGACAGAUCUUCGAGUCAUAUUUGUUGUGAUUGGAGGAGUGAUGGGUGUUGUCUGUGUAUUCUUGUUGGUGGUAGGAGUCUUAGCAACAGGAGCUACAAGAGAGAGAGUGUAUCGAGGCUGGAAGGCCAGGGUGGGAGGACGGAUAUCGUGUGCACUGUUUCUAGUGAUCACAUAUAUACUGGAUGUGGCAUGGAUGUUGGUGUUGGCAUGUUUGGUGAUCAUAUCUUUCAUCUUCAUGGUGUCCUGGGGACUGUGUAACCAGAUAAAGGUGGCAAAUGGUCAGAGUCAGUGUAUAGAUCUCUCUAACUUCGAUUUCAUGUUUCCAUCUGGAACAAAAUAUGAAAAUUUACGCAUUUGUUCAGAGGGAAAAGUUAAGGAGUUCUGUAAAGAUUAUGUAAGUGGGAAAAGUUACAAACAUAGAUUUAAUAGACAGAGCUGUAGUUUCAGCCUGUAUGACAUUGAAGAAGAUA